CUAGGCUGUCGGAUCUAGUCGACUAGGGGUUGCAAAAAAACACAAACGGUAAAAGCGCAGCGUGCAGUUCAAGUGACGAAAUCAGUGGAAGAAGUGUAUCGAUCUGGUGCCACUUUCUUCUAGGAUUUUCUACAAACCCAAAGGCCUAACAUCAUCAGCGAUGGGUCAUCUGAGCACCGUUGUGGUAGCACUGCUGGGCGUGUUUGCCGUCUGCCGUGCGGCGCCCGCCGCAAUUCUGCAGCCCGCCGCCCAGUACUACCUGAUACAGCAGCAGCCGGCGACGCUCAAGAUUCAGCCGCAUCUCAUUCAACCGAUCCAGCAGCUGAAGCUCGAGCCCAAGCAGUACGUCUACUACUAUCCGUCGCUGCCGCUGGCCACCGCGACCCACACCACCACCCAGUACACCGAGAGCAAACCGAUCCGGCUGGUGACGCUGAAGCAGGACGAGGGCAACUGGUGGUCGAACGUGUUUUCCUUCCUGCAGCCACCGGCCACCGAGAUGCCGACGUCCGAGGGCGAAACGACAGAAGCGCCGGCCGGCGGCGAAAGCGCCAAGGCACCGGAGAAGAAGCUGAUGUUCAUGGCACCGGCCGACGCGGAGAAGGGACCGGAAACGCCCGCCUCGACCGCGGCCCUGCCCCAGCCCCAGCGCUACUACAUCCUGAGCGGUACGCCCCAGUUCUACGGCAACUUUGACGCCCUGCAGAACCCGCUCAGCCCGGUGUUCAGCCUGCAGCCGCUGCAGGCCAUCCACGCCCGUGCUAACUCCGACAUCCAGGCAGAGGAUGAGCUGCAGCCCAAGUUCCAGGCCCAGAUCGUGUCGUCGCUCGCGCCGAUUGCUCCCGUGCCGGCGGCUGUGCCCGCCCAGCUGAAGAAUGAUCUGCUCGAGUCGCACCAGGACAAGGAGCAAACGAUCGACCGUGCCUGGGCCCGUUCGCUGGACGACGAGCAGCAGCAGCAGCCGGAACAGCAGCAGGUUAUGAUGGAGGAUGAGGAGGUGCCGGCCGUGGUCGUCCAGGGCCGCUCGAAGGCCGACGAGGAGGCGCCCGAAAUUCAGCCCGUUGACGAGGAGAAGGACGGCAAGCAGGAGGGCAUGCAGCGCAGCGUGAACGAUCCGGCCAUCGCCGCCGUGAAGCCGUCGGGUAUUGCACUGGCCGGCCGGGGUGGUGUGGCUGCCUCAGCCCCCACCGGGACGGCGAUCGUCGGUAAGAAUGGUCUAGCGUUGGCUUCACCGUCGGCCACUUCCGUUGCAGGUAACUUCUUCGACGAGGAGGAGGACGGCGAGAAGAAGAAGCCGCUGUAAGGAUGAAGACUGUCAACCCCCACCCCCCAUGACCGUGCGAGAACCGGAGCCACGAAGAAAGCAUCAGCUCGACAUCAGGAUAUAGCUGUAUACGACAAUCAAAAUUGAAGAUUCCAAGGUUUUUUUGAAAAAAUCCCGGAAAUUCGUCCGUUGCGUGCAUUUCUCCCUUUUUGUGGAGGAACUGCGUGACACGAAGGCGUCCGGUACAAAAAUAAUCAGUGAUUUCCGUCCAUUAGAUUACGUUAGACUUUAGAAGAGAACGCGAGAACGCGGACACAAGACAGAAUGCGGACUGACAACCCACCUCGUAGAGUGAACCUGGGUUUGACUGGAGCGCGAUCGGGCUAGCCAUAUUGGAAUUGAAACCGAUGCGCUCACAACAACAACAACACACAAACAAA
Anopheles gambiae (African malaria mosquito) is the source of this 1704-nucleotide messenger RNA. RefSeq lists its product as uncharacterized. The record is from RefSeq and is a predicted model, not a curated record. The transcript is spliced from 2 exons. Bases 161 to 1303 code for a protein of 380 amino acids. NCBI's taxonomy places the organism in Eukaryota, Metazoa, Arthropoda, Insecta, Diptera, Culicidae.